Passer domesticus (house sparrow) is the source of this 3304-nucleotide messenger RNA. RefSeq names its product fatty acyl-CoA hydrolase precursor, medium chain-like. Lineage: Eukaryota; Metazoa; Chordata; Aves; Passeriformes; Passeridae. The coding region runs from base 131 to 1846 and encodes 571 amino acids. The transcript is spliced from 14 exons. The record is from RefSeq and is a predicted model, not a curated record.
GGCCCGAGCCCGGCAGCCCCGUCCUGGCUCGCAGCCCGAGCGCUCCCUCGCCUCAGCCGCGGCUGCCUUGCGUAAGGGCCCGGGCCGAGCCCAUAAAGGCCCGGCCCGCGGGCCCGGUGCCAGCGGCACCAUGGCAGCUGCGAGGGACACGGCGCUGCUGGCCUCGAUCCUCUUCCUCGGGGGCACGGCGCUGCUGGCCGCAGAACAACCAGAAGCGGAGACCAAAUACGGGAGAGUGCGAGGGUACCAGUUCAGAGUGGACACAGCAGAGAGGACUGUGAAUGUCUUUUUGGCACUGCCUUUUGCUAAGCCUCCCCUUGGAUCACUGAGGUUUUCUGAGCCCCAGCCCCCGGAGCCAUGGCAAGGUGUCAGAGAUGCCACUUCCUACCCACCAAUGUGUCUACAGGACCAAGUACAAGGACAGUUAAUUUCAAAUAUGGUUACCAACAGAAAAGAGAAAGUUCCUCUGCAAGUGUCUGAGGAUUGCUUGUACCUAAAUGUGUACACACCUGUUUCUGCAGGAAAACAGGAGAAGCUGCCUGUCUUGGUAUGGAUUCAUGGAGGUGCAUUAGUUGUUGGAGCAGGUUCAUCAUAUGAUGGCUCAGCAUUAGCAGCCUUGGACAACGUGGUGGUUGUAGCAAUUCAGUACAGACUGGGUAUUGCUGGGUAUUUUAGCACUGGUGAUGAGCAUGCCCGAGGUAACUGGGGAUAUUUAGACCAAGUGGCAGCUCUUCGGUGGAUUCAGGAAAAUAUCCUGCAUUUUGGAGGAGAUCCAGCAUCUGUCACCAUCUUUGGAGAAUCUGCAGGAGGAAUCAGUGUUUCUGCUCUUGUCUUAUCUCCCCUGGCCAAGGGCUUGUUCCACAAGGCCAUUUCAGAGAGUGGCACUGCAGCCCUGGGCUUGUUCACUGACCAGCCUAAGGAGGAUGCACAAAAAAUUGCUGCUGUCUCUGGCUGUGAAAAAUCCAGUUCAGCUGCAAUGGUUGAAUGCCUGAGAGGAAAAACAGAAGAAGAACUGCUACAGAUAACACUGAAAAUGGACAUGACAGCACUGCUGAUCUGCAAUGAGAGCUCACCUGACAAGUGCAAACAGGAUUACUUUUUCAUCAGUGCAUGUGUAGAUGGUGCCUUUUUUCCAAAGAGUCCCAUGGAAUUACUAUCUGAAAAAUCAAUCAAUGAGGUCCCAUACAUCAUAGGAGUAAAUAACUGUGAAUUUGGAUGGGUAAUUCCUAUGGCAAUGAAAUAUCCUCCUUUUGUGGAUGGUCUGGAUAAAGAUGUUGCACGUCAGAUUUUACAGAGCAACUUAGCAGUAUUCAUCAAGGGCCUCACGUCUGAAGUUGUUGACAGAGUGUACAAGGAGUACAUGGGGGAUGCAGAAAGCCCUGCCCAGGUCCGAGAUGGCCUCCUGGAUGCAAUGGGAGAUGUCUACUUUGUCAUCUCAGCUGUGGAGGUGGCCAGACACCACAGAGAUGCUGGCAACCCAGUCUACUUUUAUGAGUUCCAACAUCGACCGAGUUCAGCGGAAGGUUUGGUACCAGAGUUUGUCAAAGCAGAUCAUGGAGCUGAGAUUGCCUUUGUCUUUGGAAAGCCAUUCUUAGCUGGAGGUGCUACAAAAGAAGAAAAUGAACUCAGCAGAACUGUUAUGAGAUACUGGACCAACUUUGCUAAAAAUGGAAAUCCCAACGGAGAGGGCUUGGUCCAUUGGCCUCAGUAUGACCUGGAGGAAAAAUACCUGGGAAUAGACCUGGAGCAAAAGGCAGCAGAGAAACUGAAAGAACACAGAAUGGAGUUUUGGGCACAGCUCAUGAAACAAAGUCAGACUGGAAGGAGAAAACACACAGAUUUAUAAGACCCAUGAAGGGUACAGUUUGCUUUAAAACCCAAAGGAAAAUCAAAGAAAAUUAGUUUGUCAGCAUAGAGAGUAAUAAUCACCUUCUAACUCACUGUUGUGUAAUCUGCUGUGCUAAUCACACUGGAGGGAGAGAAACAAGGGGCAUUUGGAAUGUUUGCCAGACUGAAAAUCACUAUUUAAUGAAGCUAGCAGAAAACCCCCACAAUCUUUCCAGGUCCAGACAGACCAUGGUUCCUACUCAGUGCAUAUCAAAAAUGAAUACUGAGGUGGGAAUGGGCAAAUGAACUGAAAUUGAUAGGAAAUGAUCAAUACAGAAUAUACCCUAAGUGUGAGACUAUUUUAUAUGCUUAUGCCCUUCUUCUUGCAGAAGAGUAUGGUCAGUUGUCCCUCCUAGAGACUCUUUCUGCUUUCUUUAACUGGAAAUAGCUUGUAGGCAGCAGAGAGGAGCAUCCCUGACACUACACCUGUGAGGUGGGCUUGACCUCUCACAAAAGAGGACAGAAAAUCUCUACCUGUUUUAUUGCUUUGUUAUUGUUAUAAAGAAAUGUUGCUUUGAUUUUUUGGAACUACCUUUUAUUUCACUUAAUUGAUGGAGUCCAAUUGCUAGGUCAAGUCACACAUGAGGAGUCAGAAACGUGCCCAGAUACUUCCUUCCACUUAAAUGGUUUCAGGUAUGAAUCUUUCAGGUUUCUGUGCGGGACCUGAGGCUUAAGGCUCUUUCACAAACUCUUCUGGGCUGUGACUGUGUGUCCUUCCACCCUUCCUGGCAGAUGCAAAGGGGGAAGCAAAGGCUGGAGGUGCUCCACAGCUCCCCAUAUCAAUCAUGUCCAAGCAUCCCCUGACACUGCCCCCACCUCAGAUGAACUCCCAGAUAGGGGAGAGAGCGAGAGGCAGACCACUGGUAUAACCCAGUGGUUUCAGAGUGAUCAGGAGGAUGAUUCCCCAGUUUAAAAAUAAUUCCCAUUUUAAUUUUUAAACAAAAAAAGGGGGAGAUGUUGUGGUGCUCUUUUUGUUUGAAGUUGGUUUGAUCCAUCACCCCCACUGUUUGUAAUGGUUCAGCCUGGAAUGCCCCUUCUUCCCUGGUCUGCCCCUCCCCAGCAUAAGAGUUAUGUCAAUCUUUUGUCUCCUCCCCUGUUACCCCGGUUACCCCUUGUCAAUCCCUCCCCGAGCUCCUGUCCAUCACUCACUGGCCUCUCCUUUCCUUCCAGAAAAUUCUUCCUUUGCCAGUAGGUGAUUGGGUCAGGAACAAGGGUCCCUCCUCUCUUCCACCCCUAUUCGUCCAACAAGUAUCUGUUACAAGUUUGUCCCCUCCUAGGUUUUCCCUGAUUGGUUACUGUGUUAUCCUCCCUCAAGUGUUCCACCCCCUGUAUAUGCUGUGUUCCCGCCUUCCUCUGUGUCUCUUCCCGGCUGACUUCCUCGGAGACAAAUAAAGCCUCUGGACUGUGUCCCCGAGAA